Messenger RNA from Coturnix japonica (Japanese quail), 3197 nucleotides. RefSeq names its product scaffold attachment factor B (gene SAFB). Lineage: Eukaryota; Metazoa; Chordata; Aves; Galliformes; Phasianidae. The record is from RefSeq and is a predicted model, not a curated record. Gene Ontology annotation, cellular component: nucleus. Gene Ontology annotation, biological process: regulation of transcription by RNA polymerase II; regulation of mRNA processing. Gene Ontology annotation, molecular function: RNA binding; sequence-specific DNA binding.
GCGCUCCGUGUUGCUCCGUCUCCUCAGGCUCCGCCUUCCCGCCCGCCGCCAUUCGUCCCGUUCCGGCCGAGUUUGCGCGGAUCGGCCUUGAUUUUUUAAUUAUUUUAGCCUUUUUUUUUUUUUUUUCCUUUUUUUUUCUCCCUCCUCCACUCGCCUCCCGCACCAUUUUGUGCCGAGCUCACCAGGUGAGCCGUGGGAUCGGAGCGGGAGCUGGACGCGGCCUCGAUGGCGGACGGUCAGUCGCAGGCCGCGCUGGGGGAGCUGCCAUCCCCCGGGUUGGGCUCCGAGCCCGAAACGAGGCGGCUGAGCGAGCUGAGGGUCAUCGACCUGCGGGCGGAGCUGAAGCGCCGCAACAUGGACACGGGCGGCAACAAGAGCGUCCUGAUGGAGCGGCUCAGGAAGGCUAUCGAGGACGAAGGAGGAGAUCCAGAUGAAAUUCCCGUGGCUUCAGAACUGACCAACAAGAGGUUGUCAAAAAGAAUGAGCAAAGGAAGAAAAUCAGAAGAGGAAGGGGUGGAAGACAAUGGGCUAGAAGAAAACUCCAGAGAUGGGCAGGAGGAUAUUGAAGCAAGCCUGGAUACCUUACAAGACAUCGACAUGAUGGAUAUUAGCGUGUUAGAUGAAGCUGAAAUAGACAACAGCAGUGCUGUAGACUGCGGAGAAGACUAUAGUCCUGAUAACAUUCUGGAUUCACUGUCUGAUAACAAAGACAAUGUUGAUGCAGAAAUGAAAGAACUCCCAGAUCAGCUGACAGAAAAUGAGGAAGAUUAUGAUGAAAAUGGAAACAAUGUAGAUUCCUCUUCUGAUUUAAUUGAAAUGAAGAAAAUGGAGAAACUGCACUUGGAGCCAGAAAAUGAGAAAAUACUCGACAUUUUGGGGGAAACUUGUAAAUCUGAGCUCCUUAACGAAGAAGCGUGUGAAGCGGAGCAGCCAGAUGCACAGGAAGCAAGUAACGUGGUGCCAGGCAAGAGGCUAGCAGAGGAAGAGGACGCUCUUGCUGCCGCUCAGUCGGAGGAAGAUGCUUUAGAUUUGGACAGCAAGUCGGCACAAGCUAUGGCAAGGAAGGAGGCAAAGCGUUUAGUUGUAGCAAAAGGGGAGACAAGUGAACAGACAAUAGAGGAAGAGAAGCUGGACUCUGCCUCUGUAGGAGUAGAGAGCGUAAGCGAUGAGAGUAGCAAGCGCUGCCAAGGCCUGGAAGCCUCUAGUGGGGAAACAGCGGAGAGAGGCGCAGGUGCGGAAGGCAAAGCUAGCAAAGAAGAUGCCAAGAAAGCAGAAGACAAAGCUAAUUCAGAGGAAUCCCCCGCUACUAAAGAGUCCUCAGCCAGUGAGGGCGGUGAUCAGAAAAAGAGCCCUGUGGAGGAGGACAGAGAUACAAAGCUAGUCUCAAAAGACGAGAAAGGUCGCACAGCUGGCGGUUCUGGGAGAAACUUUUGGGUGAGUGGACUCGCUUCCACCACCAGAGCUACAGACUUAAAGAAUCUGUUUAGCAAAUAUGGGAAGGUGGUUGGUGCAAAAGUGGUCACCAAUGCCCGCAGCCCCGGCGCGCGCUGUUACGGCUUUGUCACCAUGUCUACAGCCGAGGAAGCCACGAAGUGCAUUACCCACCUCCACAAAACAGAGUUACACGGGAAGAUCAUUUCUGUGGAAAAAGCAAAAAAUGAACCUGCUGGGAAGAAACCAACUGAAAAAAAGGAGAAUGAGUCGAAGAAAGAAACAGCCAGUGAGAGGCCUAGCAGUAGUAAAAGAGAUGAGAAAUGUGACCAAAAAGACGACUCCAAAAAGGCUGAAGACAAGGAUGAAAAAGAAAGGAAAGAGAAGGAUGAACAGAAAUCUUCUUCAUCGGAUCAGCCUAAAUCUUCAAAGUCAGGGAGUAAAGGAACAGAGAGAACGGUGGUAAUGGAUAAAUCCAAAGGAGAACCUGUUAUCAGUGUAAAAACAUCAACUACAUCAAAAGACAGAAGUGUUAAGAGCCAGGAUCGCAAAUCGGAGAGCAGGGAGAGGCAAGGCAUCGUGCCCUUCGACAAAAUCAAAGCUCAGAGGAAAAUGAGGGAGGCCGAGCAGCGCCGCACCCGUGAGCGUCGGGAGAGGCAGCAGCACCUGCAGACCAUCCGGGAACGGGAGGAAAGGGAGAGGCUUGAGAUUGCUCGUGAGAGACUGGAGAUUGAAAGGCAACGGCUCGAGCGAGAGCGGAUGGAGAGAGAGAGACUGGAGAGGGAGCGGAUGCACAUAGAGCAUGAAAGGAGGAGGGAACAAGAUCGCAUCCAGCGAGAAAGGGAAGAGCUGCGACGGCAGCACGAGCAGCUGCGCUAUGAACAGGAACGCCGCUCUGCCAUGAGAAGGCCGUAUGACAUUGAUGGCAGGAGGGAUGACCCGUACUGGCCCGAAGCGAAGCGGAUGGCGAUGAACGAUCGGUACCAUUCUGACUUUGGCCGCCAGGAUCGCUUCCACGACUUCGACCACAGGGAUCGCGGCCGGUACCAAGACCACUCGUUGGACAGGAGGGAUGGAUCAAGGACGAUGAUGGGAGAUCGCGAUGGACAACAUUACCCAGAUGAGCGCCAUGGAGGCCCCGAGCGCCACUCACGGGACUCCCGGGAGAGCUGGGGCAGCUACGGCUCCGACAGGAGGAUGAGUGAGAGCAGAGGGAUCCCCCCCCCAUCACGGGAUGGCCGCGACUGGGGGGACCACGGGAGGAAAUUUGAAGGGCACCAAGAGCGUUCAUGGCAGAGCAGCGUGGAUGGAGGGAUGAUGGGACGGGAUCACGAGAGAUGGCAAGGUGGAGGUAGAGGGAGACCUGGCCACGUGAUGCACCGUGGAGGCAUGUCAGGGCGAGGAGGGUUCAUGCAAGGAGGGAACCAAAGUCAGCUGAUGCACGGAGGGGGGAUGCAAGGGGAGGGAUUUGCCGGCCAGGAGCGAGCGAGCCGACCCAACGACCCUCGCUUCAACCGUCGCUACUGAAUGUUUUAAUUUCUAACGCUACGUGGCAACUGCAGUUGGUUUGUCCCUGGGGUGUCCGGCCCUUGGAGCUCGUGGGUCACUGUAAGUGGAAUUUCUUUUUUAAGCUGCUGCCAUACGACGUCACUCGAUCCAAUGUGAACUCAUUUGUUUUGUAACGUGUUGUUCAUAUCCUCAUUUAAAACUGUUUGUUAAUGAAGCAUUCCAUUUUCCAUAAAUAAAAAAAAAAACAGUUUACAGUU